Molecule: messenger RNA, 1458 nt
Organism: Stylonychia lemnae
Lineage: Eukaryota; Ciliophora; Spirotrichea; Sporadotrichida; Oxytrichidae
Source: the annotation of a GenBank genome assembly
AUGAAAAUUAAAAAGGAUAAAGAAGCCAAGACUGAAAAAUAAAAGCCUGUAAGCAAAAAGGAGCAAGAAAAGAAAUAAACUGCAGCAAUUGUAAAGGAAAAAGAAAAAGUAAAAAUCAAGGACUAACCUAAAUCCAAAGAUAAAAAGAAAUAGCCUAUUCAGACUACUCUUCCAGUCUCUAUGAUUGGAAAAAGAUCAGCUAGAUAAGAGCCAGCUUAAUCUAAAAUUAAAGAAAUUCCUGAAGAAAUUCAUUUAGAAGAAGAGAACAAGGAAUCGAAGAAGGGUAAAAGAGGAAAGAAAAUAUGUCCAUAAUGCAAUGACUAUGUUCCAAUUCAUUCAUAAAUAUGCAAAAUAUGUAAGCAUGAAUUUCACAUGAAUCAUAAACCUAAAACACCUAAACCCCCUCCAGUUGAUAAUUUCUAAGGAGAAGUUUAUCUUUCAUUUGAUCAAAUGUAAAGAUUGAAUUCAAGUGUCUCAUUUACUUUACAAAGAAAUAAAUUCUAUGGUAAUCUUUCUGCAAAGCAUGCUUACGCUUAACAUUAAUAGAAGGAAUGUGAAAAAAUUAAUUCUGAUAAUAAGAAAAAAGCAGAGUAAAAAGAGGAAUAAAAGGAAAUAUAGGAUUCUGACUAAAAUGCAGAUGACAAUGAUGAUGUCGAAAAUGAUUCUCCCGUUAAAUCUCAUCUUAGAGCUAUUCAACUACAAUAAGAUUUAAAAACUUAACUUAAAAAUCAAAACUAUAUUAAAAAGUCCUUAAAUCAACACUAUACCUGUAAAUACAUUGAAGAUCUCUAGAAUUAAAGGAUUUCCUAUGAAAAUAUUAAAAUAGAUCAGCCUAUCAAAGAAGAUGAUAUUGGAAACAUAAAAUAAUAGGAAAUCAUAUAUGAGAAUAUUAAAUAUUCUGCCAUUAAAAAAAGUGCUACACAAAUAAAUGAUUAAAUCUGUGCAUAUUCAUUUGGAGAAAAAGAUAAAACGAAAGUUAUAAAAAUUCAAUGGAUUCAAACAUCGUCUAAAGAACAGAGAUAUAUACUAGCUUAGUCUAAGGAAAUAAGACUUAAGCCAAUUUAAACAUACAGCGAAGAUGAUGAGCUAAUAAAAUUUUUCAAAGUCAGAUGGUUACCGUUCGUAACUUCUUCGAUGGAUGGUUAUCUUAAGAUCUUUGAUUUAGAUGAUAUGUUUGUACCAAUCUACGAAUACUUCUCUUCAAAGAUCAUCCAAAAAAAAUUCAACUUCUUUUCUGAAAACAUAAUUAAUACCUGGUCAAGUAUCUAUGAUGACUUCAUUUACUCUACUGGAAUCAACGGUAUACUCUACAAGAUUUCUAAAAAGUUGUAUUCAAAGAAUGAAUGUGCUAUUGUUUCAUUUGAUAUUUCAGAAAGUGCUAAGUUUAAUGAUCAAGAUAAAAUAAUGGCUAUUGUAAUGAGAAACAGCAAUUUAUUAGUCUUAAUUAAACAAUAUUGA